UGCGGGGUCUGGGGAGACCAGAUAUAGUGAAUGCAGGGUCCGGGGAGACCAGAUAUAGUGAAUGCAGGGGUCGGGGAGACCAGAUAUAGUGAAUGCAGGGUCCGGGGAGACCAGAUAUAGUGAAUGCGGGGUCCGGGGAGACCAGAUAUAGUGAAUGCGGGGUCCGGGGAGACCGGAUAUAGUGAAUGCAGGGUCUGGGGAGACCGGAUAUAGUGAAUGCAGGGUGCGGGGGAGACCGGAUAUAGUGAAUGCAGGGUCCGGGGGGAGACCAGAUAUAGUGAAUGCGGGGUCC
Molecule: messenger RNA, 292 nt
Organism: Staurois parvus
Lineage: Eukaryota; Metazoa; Chordata; Amphibia; Anura; Ranidae
Source: the annotation of a GenBank genome assembly